ACUGAAUAUUUCUCUCAAAAAAUAUUGAACAAUCAUCACUUCCAACAUGGAGAUCCAAAUACCAAUAUCAUUUCCAACAUGCCUUUUCUUUUCAUUCAUUUUCUUGUUAAUGGAAAUUUAUGUAAUAAUAAGCAACUCAUCAUCUUCAAAACUCCCUCCAGGACCAUGGAAACUUCCCAUUGUGGGAAACAUUCACCAACUCAUGAUUGGGUCUUCAUUAUUACUCCAUCAAACACUCAGAGAUUUAGCCAAGAAACAUGGACCAUUGAUGUACUUAAAAUUUGGGAAUGUUCCAACCAUAGUAAUCUCAUCAACAGAAUAUGCCAAACAAGUGAUGAGAGUUCAUGAUGUUAAUUUUUCAUCAAGGCCCUCAAUUCUUUUUUCGAAAGUCAUGUUAUAUGAUGGAGCUGGUCUUGCUUUUGCUCCAUACAAUGAGCAUUGGAGGCAGUUGCGGAGGAUUUUCAUGCAGGAGCUUUUGAGUACAACAAGAAUUCAGUGUUUCAAAUCCAUUAGAGAAGAAGAAAUGUCCAACUUCAUAGAAUCAAUUUCAUCAAAUGUUGGUGAUGUUAUAAAUAUCAGUGAGAGACUCAACAUGUUGAUGUAUAACAUUAUUUCACGUGCAGCAUGUGGUAGGACAAGGAUUCGCAACAAAGAAUUCUUAUCAGUAUUGACAGAAGUGACUGAGGUAUCAUUAGGGUUUGAACUUGCUGACUUGUUUCCUUCUUUGAAGUUAUUUUAUCAGAUGAGUCGUUCUAGGCCUAAACUCGAGAGGCUUAGAGAAAGGGCAGCAACAAUAUUUGAAGAGAUCAUUCAUGAGCAUAAGGACCAAAAACCAAAAGAUAGAAGUCAUGAAGAUUUGGUUGAUGUUCUUCUUAAGUUUCAUAACAAUGAUGAUCACCUUGGAUUUUCUUUGACAACGAAAAUAUUUAUGCAAUAAUCUUUGAAAUAUUUGCUGCUGGGAUUGAGACAACAGCAACAUCUACAGAAUGGGCUAUGUCAGAACUGAUGAAGAAUCCCAAGAUAAUGAAAAAGGCACAAGAUGAGGUUAGAGAAGUCUUUCACAGAAAUGGAUUGGGAAAUGAGAGAGCACUUGAUGAAAUGAAAUACUUAAAAUCAGUUAUCAAUGAAUCCAUGAGACUACAUCCUUCUUUACCAUUGUUAGUGCCAAGACAAAAUCAAGAAAAGUGUGAGAUUAAUGGUUAUGAGAUACCAGCUAAAACCAACACUAUAAUUAAUGCAUGGGUAAUUGGAAGAGAUCCUAAGUAUUGGCCUGAACCUGAGAUUUUUAAACCAGAAAGGUUCUUAGAUAAUAAUAAUUCUAUUGACUCCAAAUUAGGUAACAAGUUUGAAUUUCUACCAUUUGGUGGUGGAAGGAGAAUUUGUGUUGGUAUGUCUUUUGGUUUUCUCAAUGUUGAGCUUUGUCUUGCAUUGUUGCUAUAUCAUUUUGAUUGGAUGCUUCCUAAUGGAAUGAAACAUGAAGAUUUGGACAUGAGUGAGACUUUUGCUGCAACCCUUCAAAGAAAAAAUGUUCUUCAGGUUAUUCCUAUCGCUUAUGAACUGUCAAAGACCACUGCAAAUAAACUGGAAUGAUGAGCUAAUAAUCUGGUAUUUACUUUUUUAAUGAAAUUAUUUACUUCAUGUGUCUUAGUGUUAUUCAUGAUGUAAUUAAAGAAUAAUAAUUUGCAUUUUAUAAGUAUUAAUUCCUAAUGAUUCUAAAUAA
This is a messenger RNA of Cannabis sativa, 1720 nucleotides long. Its product is annotated as cytochrome P450 71D9. The transcript is spliced from 2 exons. The record is from RefSeq and is a predicted model, not a curated record. Lineage: Eukaryota; Viridiplantae; Streptophyta; Magnoliopsida; Rosales; Cannabaceae. Gene Ontology annotation, molecular function: heme binding; iron ion binding; monooxygenase activity. Bases 47 to 937 code for a protein of 296 amino acids.